Messenger RNA from Hypomesus transpacificus, 4136 nucleotides. It is a transcript of the gene jhy, whose product is annotated as junctional cadherin complex regulator. The transcript has 9 exons. Bases 138 to 2840 code for a protein of 900 amino acids. Gene Ontology annotation, biological process: axoneme assembly. NCBI's taxonomy places the organism in Eukaryota, Metazoa, Chordata, Actinopteri, Osmeriformes, Osmeridae. The record is from RefSeq and is a predicted model, not a curated record.
GUUCCCAUGGUUACACGACUCACAAGUACACACUAAUAAAGAGAACCAGCAGCAAGUCACCAACACGGCAUCCCAAUCACCCUCGACACAAACACAAGCUUUCAUUUCUUCCCCGUCACCUGAAAAAUAAGACAAAUAUGGACCACAUUCAAGAACACGAGCAGGGAAAGACCCAUGAAAGGUUAAAGGAGAAUCAUAGGCGGGUCGUUUCACCUGUACAAAAUGUCAGCCUCAAUAUUUGGGACUCUAACGAGUCUGACACGGAAAGCUUGGCCGAGGAAAGGGCGUAUCAACAAGCUCUCCUCAGGCGGAUUGACGGCCACGUCGAGGUGGUGACACAACCCAAAGAUGAUGCCGACCAAGCCGUUUUAAAACCGAUGGAAAAACAAGACGAGGAUUAUAAAGAACAGGGGGAGGAAUGUUUGGAUGUGUAUGAUAGUCUGGAAGUAUCCACAUACAGACCAGACCAGAGGAAUUAUAGUCCGGUCUCCAGCAUUCAAUUCCCUGAUAACCAUCAGAUGGAUGACACCGAAGUGACGAGAGACAGGUAUUCAGAUCUGCGCUACGACCCCAACUGGAGAACAAACCUGAGGGAGGCUCCGAAGUUCCACAACGUCCGUCUUCCGCAAAACAUGGAGGAGAGGUCGGAAGAGAGCCACAGUGAGGGAGAGGGUCGUUCUACCAGAGGAGGCUAUAGCUACGCUAUCGUCAGAAACCCUGUUCUAUCAGAGAACGCGACUCCAGAUAUGAUGGGCAACCGUUUAGCGACUCAACACCACUUCGAAUCUUACCACCUGCAUCCACAAGAGAUGAAGGCUACCAGAGAGAAUCCACUGCUAUUACCCCACCACCUUCAUGUAGCAUCUAACCACAGUGUCACAGCCGGACCAAGGGAUUCCACACACUUACCAACCAAUACCCCCUCAGAAGGAGAAGGUAGCAGAACUCGACACAGGAAUGACCAAGUCAAACAGGUUGGGAUGAACUCGACACACCCCGACCACAACCCGUGCAGCUCUCCUGAGCCGGAGCGGGACAGCGAGAUGCGUGACAGACACGGUCAAGAGUUUCAGACGCGCUCUGAGCUCCAACGGGAGGCACAGGCUGGUGGAGCAGCCAGGGAGAAAGAGGUCAAGUAUUCUCUCAGACCAAAAGGUCCACAGCAAGUGUCAAAGAGAAAGACAGACAAACCCAAGGACGACAUUAUCGAACGGAACAGAACCACUCUGGGAAUCCAAGCAGCCAAGCGAGGGGGUUCUUAUUUGAAGGCCCAUUCACAGAAGGGAGAGGAAUCUGACACCUCGACUCAGUGUGUAAAGGUGACGGAUUCAUCAGAUGAGAUUACCACUGCUGGGAGCCUGGAGGGGGGUCUGGAGGACAGUCCGGACCCAGAACUGAGGUGGCUGCUGCAGGCACGACAACUGAGGGUGACCCAGAAGAAAGCCCAAUGGAGAGGAAACCUCCCGGAGAAGAGUCCCCCAGCCAGGCCCCUGCCCCAGCCUCCCCCCCAGCCUCACCUCCAGUCUCACCCCUGGCCCCACCUCCAGCCUCCCCCCCAGCCUCACCUCCAGUCUCACCCCUGGCCCCACCUCCAGCCUCCCCCCCAGCCUCACCUCCAGUCUCACCCCUGGCCCCACCUCCAUCCUCACCCCCGGUCUCACCCCCACUUCCCACACCCCUCCCAUCCAUCCCCACAAACCCUCAGUGACACAGACUCCACUUUCUCCAGCAGCUCACCCUCACACGCUGGACUCCAGAUGCACCCUGCACCCUCGGUCCACCUCCACAUCAACCUGCACUCCUCCUCUGACAUCCUCCCCCUCCUCCACCAGAGCAGACAGGGCCUCACCUCAACCUCCCCUGGACGCCCUCACAUGCUCUCUCACCCCUCCAGCUUGCCCCUGACAAGACACCUCCAUGCCCCUCUCCCGGUCCCCUACCACGGGGUGACGCUGGCUGCCAGCCCUGGGCCCCUCUCCCCUCCAGCCCUGGUGCCCCCGCCCAGGCUGGGCGUCCCAGCUAGGCCCAGUCCCUCCGAGGUGGGGAUGGCUGCUGAGCCGAGCGUCUGGAGCCAGGAGGGUUCUCCAGCAGGAUGGCCAGGGGACGGCAGCACAAGGUUCACCAGUCCAAGGUGGCAUUUGUCCCGUCCUGAUAACCAGAACCAGAUUGUUCAUGUGGAAAGCAGUGCCUUGCAUCCUGCAGAGAGUCACAACUACAGACCUGCUGUGUACAAACAGCAGCCAGACCCCAGGGCAGGGCUGCCCCCUAUAGGCCAUCUGAUGACAGGACAUCCUACAGUAGCACAGGGGAAUGGCACCCAGAAGAUAAACAUUCAGAGGAGCUGUUCAGAUGGAUACCUGGCACAGAUGGAGAAACACAUGCAACUAAAAGAGAGGCUCACUUACAAGGCCUACACACUGAGAGACUACCAGCGCCUGAAGCAGGACUUGAAGCUGGGGGGCCUUGGGCCUGUUUACACAGCCGAUGACGUCACAGUUGAGAAAAUGAGACGACAGAAGCUGUAUUCUAAUGUGAUCCGCGAGCAGAAUAAGAAGAUAAGUAGGAUGCCGACCCUGCCAGCCAGGAAGCCAGUGGGACAAGACCAGAAGGACCAGGUUCCCAGGAAGAAGGCUCUGGAGUACGCCAAGAGCAUUCCCCGGCCAGUCCCUCCCUCCAAGCCCCUGUCCGUGCCCAGGGAGGGGGCCAGGGGCCAGGGGGUCUCCUCUGACCGGAGGCCCUACCUGGAGGGUGUCGACUUCUCCCAGCUGGACCUCCUGAGGAAACGCCACGAGGAAGAGAAGGCGGCCGUGGCCCACUUCAAGGUGCUGCACGCCGUGUGACGCGCCCGCCUCUGAAGCUGCCCAGCUUGCUGGUCUCCUACCCUGAUCCCUGCUCACCUGGGUGUUCUCGGGUCCCCUACCCUGAUCGCUGCUCACCUGGCUGUUCUCGGGUCCCCUACCCUGAUCGCUGCUCACCUGGCUGUUCUCGGGUCCCCUACCCUGAUCGCUGCUCACCUGGCUGUUCUGGGGUUUCGGUAGGAGAGGGUACAUACCCUCAAUGCCUCUGAGGGUACAUACCCUACCCAGGCACCGCAUCGCACCCCGCGGCCUGACUCUACAGACAGUAGAUCCAUCCAUAGAUUUAUAUGUUUGGGAUUCGUUCAAAUUGUUUUCUCCGUUUGAUUGCUGUUGUCUGGGGUGGGAUUCAAAGACCGCGGGCGGAUAGUGCAAACAAGCAUCCACCUGGCAGUCCGGACAAACCAGCGCAAACGCUCCGUCUUUCAAAGGAUGUAGAAGGCCCAGGUUGUGUGUUGUGCUCUGGGACUAUUUAUUAGCACUUGUGUCAACUUCUCCACGUGUGUGUGUUCUUGCACAGCUUGUCUGCUGCUGUUGACACAAUGAUUUAUCUUGCCCUAUGCAAGCGUUUGUUCAACAAAUUAACUUGUUAAGCACUGGUUGCUUCUUUAUUCGUGAUGUUUAUGGUACUCACCACAGGGUAAACAUGUCUCUCCGAGUAGUUUGGACUUGCACUUGAUUAAUAUAUGAAAUGUAUGAAAUGUGCACAAAUGAUUUGUACAGUGAGUCAAUGAGCAUUAUUCAAAUAUAUCAUGCUCCAAUCUUGACAAGGAUAAUCCUUGUCUUGUUACCUAAAUCAUCUGUUGUAGUUUGACUGUGGAGUCAAAUACACUGUGUAAACUGAGCGAGGGCUGGUUUGAUCGAGACGUAUAUCAUUUACCUUCAUAACCAGCUGUGUGUUAACGUGUCACUUUUUUUGGGGCUCAUGUGCACUGUAGGUGAGGCAACAUACUAUGAGGUAGAACAGAAUCAUCACUAGAGAGAUCUUGUUUAAAAGCAGCCAAAUGAUAGGAGACAACUCAGAAGUAUAGUAUAAUAUUUUUUCCAUUUAAUGUUAAUUGAAAUAUGCCUGUGUUUGACACAACUUCAUUAAACCAGAAGCGGAUGUUCCACAUGUACAGUUGUUUUGUCUUCUAAUGUUUGUAAUGAGUCUGUAAUUUACAUGUUGGUAUGUUAUCCACAAUUUCAAUUUGUCCCCUCUCACCCUCUUGUGCACCUGGUAGCGCUGUUAAUCGAGAAUAAUGUGUUCUUUGUCUUGAGCCUGAUUGUUUCCCGCCAGUA